UAACGCAUUACGUAGCUACAUAGAAAACAACAUGGAGCAAGGAUUAGGCCAACCGGAUGCUUUAUGGGAAGCAAUAAAGGCUCAAGUAAAUAACGAAGAAGUAGAUCCAAACUUAAACAUUGAUGUAAAAUCAGUAAUGGAUACUUGGACUACACAAGCCGGAUACCCCAUUGUAACAGUCGACGUCAAUGACAACGGUAUAUUGAGUAUUACUCAAAAACGCUUUCUUUUGAGAAAUUUGGAUAAUAUUGCUACGGAUAACAUUUGGUCUGUCCCGCUCACGUUUACUAUAAAAAGUCAAGCAGAUUUUACUAAUCUGAUUCCGAAAUAUUGGCUGUCUAACGAAGAAAGCACCGCUUCUUACAACAUUGACCCGAAUGAAUGGGUUAUAUUUAAUCUUCAAUCAUCAGGCUUUUAUCGUGUAAAUUAUAACAAUCGCGGAUGGAAAAACAUUUUAGAUGCCUUGAAAAAUGAUGAUCUGGAUAAUAUUCAUGUGUUAAAUAGAGCCGCAAUAGUAGACGAUCUGUUGAAUUUGGGUAGAGCAGGGUAUUUAGAUUAUGUUACGGUUUACGAUGGACUGCGUUAUCUCUCGAAGGAAACACAUUACCUGCCUUUUAAAGCAGCUUUUAAUGGUUUGGAAUUUCUAAAUAAGCGAUUUACGGGAUCAUUGGAACGCUCCUUAUUUAAGGCAUACGUCAAGUCUCUUAUCGAAAAUAUACACCUCCAGCUAAAAUAUGAUGAUAACGAAAAUGAUGGCAGAUUAAAGAUUCUGUUACGACGAGAUGUGAAUAAUUGGCUUUGUAAGCUCGACAAUAUAGAAUGUGUAACGACUUACACAGAGAAAUUUAAAGAGUGGAGAACAAAUCCUGCAGCUAAAAUCGAACCGAACGCAAGAUCCACAGCGUACUGUACAGCCAUGAGACACGGAACUUCCGAUGACUGGGAAUAUUUGUGGCAAGAGUACUUUGAUUCUAAUUAUCCGACCGACCAAAUGGUGAUCUUAAACGCUUUGGGAUGCAGUCAAAAUACCACCAUCUUAGAAGAGUAUCUGAAAUAUGCCAUUGCCGGUUAUGAAACUAGCCGCAUUCGAAAACAGGACAGCAAGACCGUCUUUGAAGCCGUUUAUAAUUCUGGCCUGCUUGGCGCCGAAUACAUUCUUGAUUUUGUUGACAAGUAUCACAAAGAUAUGGAGGAGUACUACGGUGAACAAAAUACAAUAGCCACAAUCCUCGAUGGAACGUCGCAGUGUCUCACUACCGCCGAAUCAAUAAACAAAUUCGAGAGGCUCAUAAAUAAUCACAAAGACGACUUUACGUCGAUUCAAAAAUCUCUGGAGCGCUCUUUAAAGAUUGCUCAGUAUGAAUUGGAACGGUUC
Messenger RNA from Wasmannia auropunctata (little fire ant), 1375 nucleotides. Its product is annotated as aminopeptidase N-like. Gene Ontology annotation, cellular component: cytoplasm. NCBI's taxonomy places the organism in Eukaryota, Metazoa, Arthropoda, Insecta, Hymenoptera, Formicidae. The record is from RefSeq and is a predicted model, not a curated record. Gene Ontology annotation, biological process: peptide catabolic process; proteolysis. Gene Ontology annotation, molecular function: peptide binding; metalloaminopeptidase activity; zinc ion binding. The transcript is spliced from 7 exons. The annotation marks the transcript as partial.